AUGCCGGAUAAGAUGAAAGCAGUGCAUUAUGAGGGGCCUUUCAAGGUCUCGGUGAAGGAGGUCGAGGGUCCGAAGAUUCAGCAUCCGGAUGAUGCAAUCAUCAAGGUGACGACCGCUGCCAUUUGUGGAUCCGACUUGCAUAUGUACCAAGGUCGGACGGCGGCGGAAGCUGGCUUAGUGUUCGGACACGAGAACAUGGGCAUCGUUGUCGAGACUGGUUCGGGUGUGACUCUGCUGGAGAAGGGCGAUAGGAUUGUGCUGCCGUUCAACGUAGCAGACGGCCGGUGUCGUAAUUGCGAGGAGGGUCGAACAGCAUUCUGCACAGGAGUCAAUCCAGGAUUCGCAGGCGGCGCAUACGGAUAUGUCGCCAUGGGACCAUACCAAGGCGGACAAGCGCAGUUUUUACGUGUUCCUUACGCGGAUUUCAAUGCGUUGAAGCUGCCAAAGGGAAAAGAGCACGAAGCGGACUUCGCACUGCUAGCGGACAUCUUCCCAACCGGAUGGCAUGGGCUGACGCUUGCUGGAUUCAAGCCUGGAGAAAGUGUCGCAGUCUUCGGAGCUGGUCCCGUAGGUUUGAUGGCGGCAUAUAGCGGGAUCCUUCGCGGCGCGAGCAAGGUCUUUGUCGUAGACACCGUACCUGAGCGACUAGAUGCGGCGAAGAAGAUUGGCUGUAUACCAAUCGACUUCAAGAAGAGCGAUCCUGUCGAGCAAAUCAUCAAGCUAAAUGAAGGGAUGGUGGAUCGGGCAGUCGAUGCUGUCGGAUACCAAGCAGUGGACUCUUCCGGAAGCAAGGAGAAACCGAACAUCGUCCUGGACCAGUUGAUAAUGGUGACGAGACCGACCGGAGGACUUGGUAUUCCUGGCCUCUAUGUGCCGGCGGAUCCCGGAGCACCCGACGAGCAGAGCAAGAAGGGCCAAAUCUUGCUGUCGUUUGGAAAGCUGUUCGAGAAGGGCUUGUCGUUGGGGACCGGUCAAUGCAACGUGAAAGCGUACAACCGCUAUCUGCGAGACUUAAUCAUCUCCGGCAAAGCAAAGCCUAGCUUUGUGGUGUCGCAUGAGAUCAACAUCGACGAUGCGCCGGGGGCGUAUGAGAAGUUCGACAAGCGGAUAGAGGGGUAUACCAAAGUUUUGAUUCAUCCGAACGGGCCGUUGUAG
Molecule: messenger RNA, 1155 nt
Organism: Trematosphaeria pertusa
Lineage: Eukaryota; Fungi; Ascomycota; Dothideomycetes; Pleosporales; Trematosphaeriaceae
Product: S-glutathione dehydrogenase
Exons: 5
Coding region: 1-1155 (384 amino acids)
Molecular function (GO): oxidoreductase activity; zinc ion binding
Source: RefSeq, a predicted model, not a curated record